UUCAUGCUGGUGAAGUGUUUUGUGGUUGUCCAAUAAUUAACUACUGGACGGAUCGGGCAGGAAAAGAAGACAGAUAAGGUGAGCGGGAGGAAACAGAAAGAAACACAGAGAAGUUAAAUCAGCAAAGAAACAGGACAUUGACUCAGCAGUUGCAGUUUGAGGGGAGAAAGAGGAAGAGGAAAGCUCUGACACUGCGUGUGUGACAAGUGAACACUGUAUCUGUCUGCUGCUGCCGUGGUCAAAUGUUCUCCACAGAGGAAACACAGGUGGCCAGGACCAUAGAGCUGAACGAUGGCGCUCGUAUGCCAGUUUUGGGUCUGGGGACAUGGAAGUCCCACCAUCUCCCCCGAACCUCAGUCCAGUGUGCAACUGAGGCUGCCAUUGCAGCUGGAUACCGUCACAUAGACACUGCUUACGACUACAGCAAUGAGGUCGAUAUCGGUAAGGCGCUACGCUCCAAGAUGCAACAGGGCAUCAUCAAGCGAGAGGACAUGUUCAUCGUCAGUAAGCUGUGUACUACCCAUCAUGCCCCAGAGGACAUCCCUUUGUGCCUGAAUAAGUCUCUGAAUGAUCUCCAGCUGGACUACCUGGAUCUUUACCUUAUACAUUUCCCUGUUGCUUUAAAGAAAGUGGGCGAUGAGCUUUUUCCCAUGAAGGAUGGAGAGGUGCUGACCUGUGACAUAGACUACGUGGAUGUAUGGAGGGGGAUGGAAGCCCUGCAAGCCUCCGGCAAAGUGAAGAACAUCGGUGUGUCCAACUUCAACAUCCUGCAGCUGGAGAGACUUCUGGCUCUGUGCCGGGUGCCUCCUGCUGUCAACCAGGUGGAGCUUCAUCCCUACCUGGUGCAAGCAGACAUGAUAGAGUUCUGUAAAUCCAGGAACAUUGCUCUGACUGCCUACAGUCCCUUUGGCUCACCUGCGAGACCUCCGGAGCAACUCAUAGGAGACACUGAUCCACACAAGCUGCUGGAGGAUCCGGUCGUAGCAGAUAUAGCUAAGAAGCACAGACACAGCCCUGCACAGGUUUUGCUGAGGUACCACGUGCAGCAGGGAAUCUCGGUCAUCCCUAAGAGCGACAAGCCACAUCGCAUUCUUGAAAACACAAAGAUCUUCAACUUCCAUCUGACUGACGAGGAUAUGAACGCACUGAAAGGACUGGACCGAGGGUGGAGGUCCUGCCCGCUUGAAGAGGUAAGGUCUCAUCCAUACUACCCCUUUGUUUGAGGCAUCAGAAGAGAGACUGGAUCGACUAAAAUCAUGAAAAUCAUCAGAACUCAGGCGUCAUGUUUAUCUGCCUACAGAAUCACAUGCUGUAAUCCAUAAUUGUAAUGACUGAGACCAAAAUAUGAGUUGACAUGAAGUAUUUUCAAUAUUUUCAUCUAAUAAAAAAAAACGUCUGUUCAAUCA
Molecule: messenger RNA, 1406 nt
Organism: Notolabrus celidotus (New Zealand spotty)
Lineage: Eukaryota; Metazoa; Chordata; Actinopteri; Labriformes; Labridae
Exons: 10
Coding region: 243-1223 (326 amino acids)
Cellular component (GO): cytosol
Molecular function (GO): aldose reductase (NADPH) activity
Source: RefSeq, a predicted model, not a curated record